Messenger RNA from Clupea harengus (Atlantic herring), 5360 nucleotides. It is a transcript of the gene dmbx1b, whose product is annotated as diencephalon/mesencephalon homeobox 1b. Gene Ontology annotation, molecular function: RNA polymerase II transcription regulatory region sequence-specific DNA binding; DNA-binding transcription factor activity, RNA polymerase II-specific. Gene Ontology annotation, biological process: regulation of transcription by RNA polymerase II. The transcript has 4 exons. Bases 4041 to 5219 code for a protein of 392 amino acids. NCBI's taxonomy places the organism in Eukaryota, Metazoa, Chordata, Actinopteri, Clupeiformes, Clupeidae. The record is from RefSeq and is a predicted model, not a curated record.
GAUGAAAUGCCCAAAGAUCACAUCUAGUUUAGGAUGCUUCGCCCUAUCUCUCCGUUUCUUGGAGAAUUUCAACAAAAUAUGCAAGCUUUACAUUAAAAGGCUACUUUUCGCUGCCCUUAAUUCCAGCCUAAACGGUUUUUCUCUGGGAGAAGAAAUCUUUUCUAAAAACCUUGAAGAAGAGAAGGGCAUUAUUGUUUUAAUCCUCUUACCACCCGUCAUUUUAAGACAGUUUUUUAGAGGCUGAAAUGGCGUCUUGUCUCCCCAAUCCUAACCUAAAUCCCUCUGGGCCGGGAGAGAUUCUAAAGGCAGCAGCCUAGCAUCUAUUAGUGAUCUCACCCAAGUCUUUCCAGAACCGUCUCACCAUCAAAUGGCGCGACAAAGUCCAAAAGCAAAUACAAUUAAGUCAAGUGUUAUGAAACUGCCUUUAAAGCACAAAACUACAUCCAAGUUACCCAAGACCGACAUAUGGUUACACUAUUGUAAAUAAACCAACAUAGCCUACUCACCUGAAUUUUAAUGGGCUUAAAGUUAAUAUGGUGUGCUCACUAAAAAAAAGGAGGAAAAGUUAUAUAAACUUAUUUGCUGCCUUCUUAAUUACAUCACAACAUAUAACAAUAACUUCUUAUGAACCCAUACAUGUUUUAAACAUUUAGCUACCAGAAACAUUACUUUUAUUUUCUAUAGACUACAAACUACGUACAAUUAUUUUUUUAGCAAUGUUGUUGGCUUUUAAACCAAGAUAUACAAACGCAUUCUGAAAUGACUGAUUGUGAAUGUGCGGGGUUUUUUUGUGUGCAUUUGUUUCAUAUAAUAGCCAAUUGGAACAUAUUAAAUGCACUGUAUCAAGUCACAAGCAUGCGGGGGGAAAAUGGGGAAACUAUGUCAUUUGAUUGACACCUCCAGCGACCACUUAGAAUCUAGUAUGACCUCAUAAGCGCUCCUUAAAAUCCCUCCCCAUACACUAACCAAAUAGAUGGCAGGUCGUGUACUCACCAACACAAGCAGACCGCAGGAGGUAUCCGCACUUCAGGACAGUGGCAUGCUUGCGUGAAGACAGACUUGGCUAACUUCAGUUGAGCGGAGAUGCAGGACUAAACAUUAUCAAUACAAGUAACUUUCGGGAAAACUGGAAAAGGCGCAACUCAACGGAAAUCAGUGGACUUACCAAUCGCGAUUGAAAAGUAUAAGGUAAGAGAUGUAGCCUGUGCGCUUUUGGCAACUAAACAAAGUGUGAGAUAUGCUGUUUUUUACUGCUUAAUGCAUGAUUCUGUUUUAGACAAACGUACAACGGUGUUUAUUUAUAAAGACAAACAUUUAAAGCUAAAUCAGUUUUGACUUUUUAAAUGUCUAUUUCUUUUUAACAUUUUUAAUUUGUUGUCACAACGUAAUUAUGUGUCAUACAUUUAAAUACAUAUCGAGCAAGACGACUGAAUUCUAAAAGGAAUUGAUCAAACGUAAAGCAAUCACAAAGUAAUGUAGCCAGCUAGCCUUUACUGCGAAUCCACCUGCAGCUCAUUUUAUUUGUCCAGAACAUCUUCGCGUUGUUUUUUGUGCGUAAAUAUUCAAUAUUUUGUGAAGCAACACUUUGAUUCGGACAGCUUUAAAAGCUAAACCAGCCAUAACAAAAGUUUUUGCCGGGCACAUGAGUGUAUUCAGCAGCCAAUAUAUUCCUCGGCAGCACACAACGUGCCCGGAGGCCAUUGGCCUCGCAGCAGCAACAUUUAUCCAAUUUGGCCGCACUAACAGAUUGACACGAUAAAUCCACACCAAUUUACAUUAAGAUGCUAUCAUGAUUAGCCAGAGGCCAAUGGCAAUAUCCGCAACGAAUACAUUUCACAAGAGAGUAUUCUGGUUAAACAUACAGCCUCACCUCUUUGUUCUGUACGCAAGACACUGGGUUCCUCAUAGCAUUUAGCAGCUUGAUAAAAAAAGGUAAAACCUAUCAAGAAGUGUCAAGAGCACACACAGAAGCACACACACACACAGAGAGAGAGAAGCACACACACACACGUCCAUGUCAGGGCUGAUGAUAAAUUAAUGGCCUCGCAGUUGAAACCUAUUUGCACCUACAUUAGACGCCGACCCAACUGGGGAUCACCAUGCAUAUUUCACAGAAGAGUUCUCAUACAUCUCCGCCACUAUAAGCCUCGGGGCGGUGAAAUUGGGUGCCGCUAGAAAGAUUGAAAGAAACGGGUCCGAUUCGGCUCAAGUACUUGGGGAGCAAAGCAAAUGUUUAGCAAAGCACCUUCUGCUCAGGCGAAUUAAACUAUUCCCUUAUGGCCUUCCUAUGAUCACACCUGCAUUCUGUUAAGUAGGGACGGGCACACGCGCUCUGACAUUUUGCAGGAGCACUCAUGAUUCUGUUCAUAGGUAAAGUACUUAGAAGCACGUAUUAAACAUAUACAGCGUGUUUUUUUACUGGUUUUAUGAAGAAGAAAAAAGAAAUAAUCCAGAGUUCUGUUUCUUUUAAUCAAAGGGCUUUUUGGUGAAUUGUAUUGCACUGGGCAAAAGCAAUUUAACUUCAGGCACUGCUUGAAUUCCAGAACACAUCAAAAUACCAUAAGACUGAUGUAAAGUGUCGUGAUAAAUAGUAUACCUAACAUUUUAAUAGUCUAUAUUGUGACUUUCUCGUACAUUAUUUUAAAAAUAGUUGAAUUUAUAUUACAUUUGUUGUCAUUAUUAUUAGUGAUCCUUGUUGCAACAGAAAAAAACGCAGUUCUUGCUUUUUACUCUCAGAACCAAAGGCCAAGUUUUAACAAAAUGACCUGGACAAAACAGUAAAUAUUACAUCUAAAUGUGUCCACUGUCAUUUUUCCAGGCACAAAAUGCAAACCCAUGAAAUAUCUUAAUUUGACCAAUUACCUAUUGGAGAGUCACCCGGCUUUUGGGACAGGGUUGAAUUAAUUACCCCGUUUUCCUAACUUAAAGAAUAGAAGGCUCUCCGUGGAUAAAUUAACAUAGAAAUGGGAAUUAUACCCUGAAAGAGAGGGAUAUGUCAAGGAUGACAAUAAUUAGACAUACAUAGUUUAACCCCUAAUAUAAUACUUAAAAGUAAAAAAAAAAAAAAGGAAUAAUAGCCCAUACGAGAUGUUAUGGAUUAGUUUAUUAAUUCUACAAACAUAGAGCGCUGUAGGACAACUUGUAAUUCACAUAGAUAUAGCCUAAAUACACCAAUUUUGCCCUGAGCGGUUCCGGUUGGUUUGCGAGUGGAAAUUUAAAACGCUUCUGUAUCCUAAUACAUUCUUAAUCAUAUCCUGCAGCAAUAAGCUCUCUCUUCAAAGUUAUAUUCCCAUAGCGAUUGUAACUGGGGUUUAUGGGCUGUUAUGUACUAUAUUAUGUAGUAUAGCAAUACAAUUUAUAAUAUAAACAACACGGCAAGGGGCCUAAACAUGACUUUGUAUUUCGUCAGUGUCAAUUCAGUUCUACUUGGCCAAAGGUAUAUUACUACUAUUAUUAUUAUUAUAAUUAUAAUUAUAAUAGUAAUAAUAAUAAUAAUUCUAAUUAUUAUGUGCCGUGACUCCCUUUCCCUUACAGUAUCGUAUAAUCAAGCGAUACAUUCAGUAAAACAUUUUUUUUCAAAAAUCUUUGCCACAGAAUGUGCCAAUUUAUUCAAGUUAUGAAUAGUACAAAAACAGAUUGUCGGCCCGUACACUGACACAUUUUAAGAUGUAUCACAAAUUCAAUAAUGUAGAGCGGCCUUGUCUGACUACACCGCCUUUUGUCCAUUCAUAUUAAUUCUACCCAUUUAUAUUAAUUCUGUCCAUUCAUAUUAGAUUUUCUGUACAAUUAGGCACACAUCUACACAAUUAUUCACGAGACAUUUUUUUUAAACUUUUGUUUGUGAAGCAAUAAACUGGUGUAUAAAUUGUACUUCAUUUAACGCAGACUCAGAAAAAGAUUUCAGAUUAAGUUUGUUUUUAAACGCUAGUUUGUUUGUGUUGUCUGCGCUGCCAUAGCCUACGUAUGGACACCAGUCUGAGGCCAAUGAAAUGUGACGUAGCAUUGUUUUCCCACUCCACAGUUCAUCGUGACCAGCGACCAUGCAGCAUUACGGCGUGAACGGCUACUCUCUCCACGCCAUGAACUCGCUGAGUGCCAUGUACAACCUUCACCAGCAGGCCGCGCAGCAGGCGCAGCACGCGCCCGACUACCGGCCCUCGGUGCACGCGCUCACGCUCGCUGAGAGGCUAGCUGACAUCAUCCUGGAGGCCCGAUAUGGCUCCCAGCACAGAAAGCAGCGGCGCAGUCGCACUGCCUUCACUGCCCAGCAGCUGGAGGCCCUGGAAAAGACCUUCCAGAAGACCCACUACCCUGAUGUGGUGAUGCGCGAGCGUCUGGCCAUGUGUACGAACCUGCCUGAGGCUCGUGUGCAGGUGUGGUUUAAGAACCGCCGUGCCAAGUUCCGCAAGAAGCAGCGCAGCCUUCAGAAGGAGCAGCUUCAGAAGCAGAAGGAGGCAUCAGGCGAGGGACCGUCGGAGGACGGCAAGGGGGAGCCUCCCUCUACCGCCACCACUGCCACCGCCACCGCCACCGCCACCACCUCACACACCGAGUCCCACACCCCACCUCCCCUCUCCUGCACCUCCUCCGUCUCCGAGGCUGAGCAGUCGGCGCGGCCCCAGACGUCUGAGCUCAGCGUGGAGGUGAACGUCACCUCCCCCGAGCAGUCAGGGAGCGAGUCGGCAGCGGAGGACAACAUCGACCGGGAGGAGGAGCUCAAGUCUUUCAGGGAGGAGCCUAAAGGGGAGGUGAUCCCGCUGCCUGGCAACAGGUCCCCCUCCUGUAAACACCUCAGCCCCAAAUCAGACUCCCCACUCGGCUCUCCUGCCAUCCCCUCCUCCAGCGGAGUCAGCAGUGGGCUCCCCCAGAGCAACUCGUAUGCCUCCUCCCCCCUGAGCCUCUUCCGCCUGCAGGAGCAGUUCCGCCAGCACAUGGCCGCCACCAACAACAUGGUGCACUACCCCUCCUUCGACAUGGGCACCCCACCCUCCUUACCCUACCUGGGCAUGAAUGUCAACAUGGCGGCGCCGCUGGGCUCCCUCCCCUGCCAGUCCUACUACCAGUCCCUCUCCCAGGCUCAGCAGGUCUGGAACAACCCCCUCCUGCAAGCGUCCGGAUCUCUCCCCAGCCUUAACAGCAAGACCACCAGCAUCGAGAACCUGCGCCUCAGGGCCAAGCAGCACGCCGCCUCCCUGGGGCUGGACACCCUGCCGAACUGACUCCAGCGGGAGGGGGGGCCCCUGCCCCCGCCUCGCCCCCUGCCUCUGCAGCCAGAGGCAGCUUCAUGAUCACCUCAUUUCUGGAACCGAACACUCCCUGUCUCUGACCGCAGGGCAGCCGCAUGGUGAUCCAGGAUCUAC